Messenger RNA from Serpula lacrymans var. lacrymans S7.9, 162 nucleotides. RefSeq lists its product as uncharacterized. The transcript is spliced from 2 exons. NCBI's taxonomy places the organism in Eukaryota, Fungi, Basidiomycota, Agaricomycetes, Boletales, Serpulaceae. The coding region runs from base 1 to 162 and encodes 53 amino acids. The record is from RefSeq and is a predicted model, not a curated record.
AUGAACGCCAAACAAGACUUAGCAAUAGAUGCCCUUCAGCAGAUUGCUAUUGAGCGGGGUGAUGAUCCUGAUUUGAUAAAUAUACAGCUCUUGGACAUCAAGGCUGUUACCAAUGCAGUGUCUGCCCUACGGGGCAUAUUCCGACAUAAUAAAACUAUGUGA